Ixodes scapularis (black-legged tick) is the source of this 5626-nucleotide messenger RNA. RefSeq lists its product as uncharacterized. NCBI's taxonomy places the organism in Eukaryota, Metazoa, Arthropoda, Arachnida, Ixodida, Ixodidae. The transcript is spliced from 8 exons. The record is from RefSeq and is a predicted model, not a curated record. Bases 361 to 2835 code for a protein of 824 amino acids.
AACACGCAAUUACAUUCUUAAUGUUAUUUUCAAUUUUAGUUAAGCUGCUGUCCUGUUGUGUGCUUUUUUCUGCGUUGUGUUCUUGUGGUUCCGUAUGCGCGCGUUUUAACUUUUCGCCUGUCAGCUGUCAUAGCGAUGUUAUGUUCGAUAUCGUUUCAUAUCAUUACGUUUAUUAAAUACUGUGAGAUCGCCUACCUAAACGGUUCGACCAUCAUGACGCUGUCAAACCAAAAGCAAACGAAGCCAUAGCGUUUUGAUUGUAUGGAAGUGUUGUACUCGGUAGCUUGCAAAGGUAAAAUCAAUCGCGUCCUAUAACAUAGUUUUUUUAUUAAAAGAAAGACUUCGCAUCACAGCGCGGCGAUGAUGGCAGGCUCAGCAGAGUCGUUAGCCGCCUCGCGUUUUGCGAAUGCGCUUUGCGCGACUGAAAGCUCAUUUCAAGAGUCCGAAUUUCCAGAAGAGUGUCGCAGCCAUCUUGUCGAAGGUGGCUUUCGAGAGCUUCGCGAGCGACACAACAGCGAAUCGUCCUCGAGUGACGCAAGUUCGGGUAGUUUCGAGUCCUGCCUUGAAGAAAUCGAAGAACUUCCAGACCGCAGUGGGAUUGGGUCUCAGCGCGUCGUGCUGUCUGUAUCGGAAGAUUCCUCCGACCCUCGAAGACACGGAACGCUUCGAGACCACCAGCUUCCAUUUUUUGAAAGUUUCUUCGAUAUGACGCGGGAAUUUGUCUCACUCUUUACGACGCUUCACUUCGAGCGCAAAUGCAUCGCCGGCGUCUACGUCUGCGUCACCUGCCAGCAGGCUUUGGUUGUCCUACAAAAGAUAGUCACGGCGAUGAGAAACAAUCCGCAGGGCCGUCAGCAGAUCCUAAACAACUGCACGUUCAUGAAAGUUCUGCUUAAUUUAUGUGACCUAGACGCUCCCGUAGGCCCGCAAAUCUGCUCCGUCAUCGGCCGACAUGUUAGCUGGUUUUACCAGCGUGGUCUCAACAGGCCACUCAUUGAUUCUGUUGAGAUCCUCCCAGAUACAGAAGCUAGCAUCAAGCUCUGGCAGCUUUUCUUGGGAAAGGCAGUUGAUAAGAUCAAGCCCCUCACCUAUGUCACAAAGUUCAGCAAGUCCCCCAAGAGUUUUAACCUUCCAGAAGGGGCCAACAGCAUGUGGACCGAAACAGAGGAUGCCAGUAAGGAAACUGACCAUGCCCUUCUCAAAGCACUGAAGCCCUCCCAGACACCUGUCCAAGUAGGAGAGCUCUCCAUGCUCGAAGUGGUUGGUUGUCUCGAUGCUCAGCAUUUGUGGGUCUACAGCGGCGGAGAGACGAAAGAAAGCAUCCAGUCGCUCGGCGAGUCCAUCUUAGAGUUUUUGGGCACUUUGACGGAGCCAAGACCUCGGCAGCAUGCACCCACGGUCGGAAGCAUUGCAGGGUUCAUGUUGUCGAGUGAGCAUGCUCGUAGGGUUCUUGUCCUGCAAGUUCAGGGGGACGCAGCAGAUGUCUGGUCCAUGGACUAUGGAGAUAUCUACCAGGUGCCAUGGUCUACCCUUGUCGACUUGCCACCUUCCUUCAAGUGCAUUCCAGCACAAGUCGGCCUUUGCGUCUUAAAAGAUGUCAGACCAGUCCCAUACCUGAGUCUCCUGAGGGAGUGUGUGAGAACGCUGCGCUGUAUAACCUCUCACCACGGAAGCGAAGUGUCCUACCAUGCUAGCAUGGUGCACCAGAUCUCACGCCUCAGAGGCUUCCAGGUGCUUUGUGACCUGGUGUCCUGUCCUGACCAAGAGUGCCGCCUCAGUGCCAUUGUUUGCAUGCUGCAGUCCUGCCGCCACCACCUUGGACAUGCUGCUCUCUCGGAGGCGGGAUGUGUUCCCGCGGUGCUCGGGCAUCUGAGGAAACUUCUCGUGAAGCAUGUUCCAGUCAACUACAACAGUGAUAUCCAAGAAAAACAGCACCUGGUGAGGCUGCUACAGACCAUGUUCCUGCACAACGAGCAGCUGCUCGACGAAUAUGCCGACUCUGACCUGUUGCAGGUCCUCUGUCGGAUCCAGAAAAAUUUGUCGCCCAAAUGCAUGUUGUACAGAGACGUGGACUGCUGCCUCCGUACAAUACUAGCACCUGCCUACAGGGAGUGCAGACCUUCCUCACAGGUCAAGCUGGUUUCCAUGACCGCUGAAAAGCUGCGAAAUCUGAAUCGAACAGCAGGUCACCACGAGUCAUGGAACGAAGGCAAUCCCCGGCCACAGCCCCCGCACACCGAGCUCCUGGCCGUCAACGCCUCGGACAGGCGCACACUUGUGCCCCGCGGCCGUUUCUACCUGCGCGGCACCCUGGCCGACUUUGGGUGUGACGGCACCCACGAGUUGCGUCCGCUGCCCAACAUGAAGCAGGCCUCUGCCCGCACGCUGGCCAAGAUCUUCUGCUCGUUUCUCAACACGUGGCGCCCGUGCACCAUCUACUACGGCAUCACACGGGACCACUUCGUGCGCGGGGUGGCCGUGAACCACGAGGAGCGGGACGGCCUCCGCCGGGGUGUCGACUUCAUGGUGGGCAACCUGCGGCCGCACCUGACCUCAUCGAGCUACUCGGUCGAGUUCGUGCCGGUCCUGCGGUCGCCCGAAGAUCCGCCGGAGUCCUCCUUCAAGUCGGUGAUGGAGGUGCGGGUGUGCGGGGUGCCGCAGACAGUGUACACAACGUCGGACGGCGAGUGUUUCUUGCGGGAGGGCAGCUGCACGUACCAGGCCACCACCCACAACAUGCGCAGCUGGGUUGCCAGGCAGGAGGAGGAGCACUACGUCUCGGGGGGGGGCCCCGGGGGCGAUCAAGGGAAUGGAGAAGAGCGGCCUGCUGCUUAGGGGCGAAGGAGCGAGCCUCUGAGACACGUGUGCGGCGUUUCUGUCGAUGAAGUGGACGUCCCGGAAUCGUGGUAGGUUUUGUUGGAUUCUCUCAUCUGCCCGGAGCAACGGUUGCGGACGGGGGCCCUCCGACUUUAGCACGUAGUGCUGCUGUGGACCUGGCACCCGAGAAGCUAUGAGGUCGCACUUGCGGCUCCUGCUUCCGUCGGGCAGAAGAAUACGUGGAGUGUGGAGUUCAAUUUUCAUCAUUGUUGUCAGAGUUUAGAAUUAGGCAAAUGGGAACUCUUUUUUGUGAUAUCUGUUUGGUCUUAUAUUUUUCCUAUUUUGGGUUUUGUUCCCAUUUGCAAUGGAAUCUUGUUAGCUCUUCCAGCACUGCCACUGUGAGUUCCUCACAUCCUGGUUCUUGAUGUGUCUUGUCUUUCACCAUUUCUGCAUAUUUGUCUUUUCAUUCAAUUCUUUAGUUGACAUUUUUGUGUUCUUCUAUCUAUCCUAUCAGCCUUCUUAGAGCUUGUAAUAUUGUUGUGGCAUAUUUAUGGCCUUCGUCUUGAGGUAGCUCGAUGGUUGUGUUUUUUUUGCCUUAGAUGUCCCUUUUGUGUUCUCUUUCAUGCAUUUGUGCAACUCCACUAUCACGUAUGAGGGAUGCUCAAUAAGUUUUGCCUCCUGGGCUGUAUCUUUUUUAUUCAGUGAUGGGAUUAAAAGAUAUUACAUUCAAAUGAAGGUUGCAGUCCCCACCAUUGGCAAUGCACUUAUGCCACCGGUGCACUAUAGUCUCUGCUUGCUUUCGUAAAAGAACGAAGGUGACUCUUGAUGAGACUGACGCUGCAUGGAUGCACUGCAGUUACAAUAUAUGUAGCUCCACCCAGCUCACAGGUUAGACCUCAUGCCAUCAGACUUUUGUCUGUUUCCCAAGAUGAAGGAACAUCUGAAAAGAGUGCGGUUUGCGUCCGACAAAGAGGUCACUAAUAUUGUGUGCCGUUGGUAUCAUCAGCAGCCACCGUAAUAUUUUUUUACAAAGGCACGCAGAGGCUUGUGCAGUGAUGGAAGUGCAUAAUUGCUGGUCGGUACUACGGUAUAUUGAAAAGUGAUGUGUUUCUGGGAAACAGGAGAUUUCAAAUUUUAAUUUGAACAUAUCUUUCAAUUCCAUUGCUAAAUAAAAAAAUUUACAGCCAAGGAGGCAAAACUCAUUUAACAGCCCGCAUUUAUUUGGGUCUUGUCCUCCUUGAGGCACACCAAUCCAUUGGAUGGGAUUCCUUUGCAAAAGUCAUUAUUAGCCCAGUGUGCUCAUUCUUCGCUAGGUAGUCAUUUGCUGUGCAUGUGUGAGCGAAUCUAGUCCAUCAAGUCAUUGCUUUUUGCAGUGACUACUUUUGCAUGGUUUAGUUACCAGACGUAAAAGAAUUAACUCCCACGACGGUGCGUUUCAAUAACGUGCCAAGCCCCAGGCUUCUGAACAAGAUUUUGAAAUGACGUAUCUGCAUCCCUGGAAAAAUUUAUUUGUCAAUGCCAUUUUUGUGUUAGAUUGCUUUUAGCAGAAUUAUGGCACUAAGGGGAGUUGUUGGCAUCAAUAUUUUUCUGGAUCUGAAUGAAAUGCAGGGUUUGCAGGAUUCUUUUUUCACAAGGAAGCUUCUCCUUAAUUGAGAAGUGGAUGGAGAAGUGCUUUCAUAUUACAUCCCAUUAGUUUCGUAGUGAAGUUUUCAUGUGGAUAUGACACCAUUGCAUCAGCAUGACAUUUUCCUCCGAUUUUAUGUCCACAAUAGCAUUCAUGUAGACCAGGGCCGUACCCAGAAAAAAAUUUCGGGGGGGGUUUUCGGGGACAACGGCGGCCAUUUUGAAAGUGUAUGUGCAUCGGUGGCAUAUAAUGGAGAGUUACAGCAAACCGGAGAACCGGUCCCGGUUUGGUACCCGGUAGCCGACCGGCGCCACUGCGCGUGCGCAGAGGUGGAGAUUAAAAUAGACUGACUGCCAGUGCACCGACCAGGGCCGUACCCAGAAAAAAAUUUCGGGGGGGGUCAGAACCCCCUAACCCCCCCCCCUGGUUACGGCCCUGAUGUAGACACAAGUAUGUCUCUUUCCUUCUUUUUUUUUAUGCUGAAAGAUUAGGAAGUAUAUGUAUGAAGUACUAUUGGGCCUCAAUGAAUUGUAAACAGCAGAGCACAUGACUUUCGAUAUAUGCUGAACCACCUGGGGGUCUCUGAGCUCGUCAGGGAAAAGGAAAAUUUGGGAGUUUCAUGUACCUAACCAACAAAGGGCGUCUGGCAUGCCUUAGCGGAAGACUGGAUUCAUUUCGGUCACCUUGGGAUCCUUUGACACGCAACCAAAAUCUCUGUCUCUGCAAUGAGCCUCUGUCAGACGAUCGGAAAGAGUAUGUGUCCCACCCAAACAUUGACUUUGCACUCGGGUCCAACCUGCGCCUCCCGCUGGCCGGGUGUAGGCGACGUGAAAAAUUCAGUGCUGCGGCCUUGCUAUCUGGGAAUUGCUGGUAGGACCUGCACCCUUGCAGCCUCCAUCUCUGCUGCAUAUUUUUUUUUUUGAGUUCUCAGGAACCUUCAGGCAGUGCUGUAUCAAAAGCCACAUGCUCCGCUGUUUGCACUUCUUUAGGACUCGGUAGAACAUAUUUAAGUUUAAUGAAAAAAUUAGUUUUAGCAUGGUAGUUUCCACGAGUAAAUCCUGAUUGCUGUGAAAAAUAAAGUAAUGGUGUUCAAAAUUGUCGAAGAAUUGACACUCGUGGUAGUGCAUCAUAAAACACCCAGUAUGGUUUCGAACAUUGCUUGAGCUUUAUUGAAACAUCCUAGAG